AUGGUCGGCACUAAAGUGGUCCUGUUCGGUGACCCCAUCGUGGACAUUGUGGCUCAUGUACCCGCAUCUGUGCUGGAUGAUAUCGGCGCAGAACCAGGUGGCUGCUCCUUGGUGAGUUCUGAGGAGCUUGAAGGUCUCCUUUCCAUCCCCUCAGUCCAGGCAACGGCACGCAGGGCGCUGGGAGGCUCUGCGGCCAAUGUUGCCAAGACGCUGGCAGUGCUCUCGGGGGACGGCGACACCAGCGUCUGCUUCUGCGGCAUGGUCGGGGAGGAUGCGGAAGCCCAACUGGUGUCCUCCGGCCUGAAGGAGUAUGACGUGUUGCCCGCCCUCCUCUCCACCCCCCAGCCCACCGCAGCCUGCCUCUGCCUGGUGACGCCCGACGGCCAGCGCACGAUGCGGACCUGCCUGGCAGCUGCCGCGCAGCUGCAAGACCCGGCCUUGGUGCCGGGCGGCCUGCUGGAGGGCGCGCGCCUCGUGCACUGCGAGGGAUACUGCCUGUACCGUGGGGGCUUUGCAGAGGGGAUGGCCCAGCUCGGAGGCGACACGGUCGCCGACCACAGCGACCCCCUGCAGGCGGUGCUCGCCUUCCUGAGCGGUCGGUGCAGGCUGGCCGUGGUCAGCCUGGGGGAGGAUGGGUGCGUCAUGCGCGCCCGGAGCGGCGACGAGGCUAGGGGCCGCGCCCGGCCGCGCCAGGUGGCGGACACCGUGGGUGCGGGCGACGCCUUCACGGCCGGCGUGCUGUGGGGCAUGCUGGGCGGGCACAGCCUCGCCGGCGCCGCGCUGGCGGGGUGUGAGGCGGGCGGCGUGGCGGUGGAGGCCGCAGGGGCGGAGCCGGGCGUGGCUGCGCUGACGGCGCUGCGGGCGUCCCUUGCAGGCCUGCUGCCAGAACACGGCUCGACAGGGAGGUGUGCGCUGGACGUGCUGAAUGAGCGAUAG
Molecule: messenger RNA, 936 nt
Organism: Auxenochlorella protothecoides
Lineage: Eukaryota; Viridiplantae; Chlorophyta; Trebouxiophyceae; Chlorellales; Chlorellaceae
Exons: 4
Coding region: 1-936 (311 amino acids)
Molecular function (GO): kinase activity
Source: RefSeq, a predicted model, not a curated record